Micropterus salmoides (largemouth bass) is the source of this 3130-nucleotide messenger RNA. RefSeq names its product coiled-coil domain-containing protein 172-like. Gene Ontology annotation, cellular component: cytoplasm. The record is from RefSeq and is a predicted model, not a curated record. The transcript is spliced from 8 exons. Lineage: Eukaryota; Metazoa; Chordata; Actinopteri; Centrarchiformes; Centrarchidae. The coding region runs from base 160 to 936 and encodes 258 amino acids.
AAAACAAACAAACAAACAAACAAACCGUUGUCAGGUGCAGGGUAACUUCGUCAUUGUUGACAGCUGCAUCAAAGGCAACCUUAGCUAGUUAGCUACAGGCGACAAACUAUUGUUGGUUAACUUUAACAGUUACAGUAGAAUCUAUUCCGUAGACUUACAAUGAGUUUAGACUCACUCUUUCAUCAAAUCCUUCUGACUGAACAACAAUUAACUGAGCAGACCCAAAAACUCAAAGAAGUCAAAGUAGCCAUCAUCAGAUGUAAUGAGAAGAUCAAGAGCGCCACUGAAAGGUAUGAAAAGACCAAUGAGGAACUUAAUAAAAAGGCCCAGCAGUUGUCUGCGAUGAGGCUGCAGCAUGAUCUGAUGAAGAAAUGUGCAGACCAGAUGUCGAAGCAAAUUGAAGAGCUGCUCUGCCAGAAGAGCCACCUCGGGGAACGGCUAGCCAAGAUAAAGAGGGAGUCUAAAGAAGAAGAGGAAAACUACCUUCAGGAGAUCUCAAGGUUCAACAGUGACUUCAGUCUUCGAGGGAACAGAGAGAUAGUGUUCGAGAGCCAAACACACGCUGAGAUCCUGGACCUGGAGAGGGAGGUGGAAUCAUUGUACAAAGAGAUGGAGCUGAUGAGCCGCAGCAACAGCCACAUGAGCUCCAUGCAGGAGGAGAAGAGAGCACUGCAGCUCAAACUACAGGACCUGGAUAGCAUCCAGAAAGACCUGGAUCGGCAGUUCGCUGAGGCUAAAGCAAUGACAGAGACUCUGAGAGCGGAGAGGCUGUUUGUCAGUCAGAAACCUCUCACUGACAGCACCUGUCUGAGGCUGAGGAAGGAGCUGGAGACGCAUAAAGAAGGCGAGAUCGAGCUUCUGAGAGAGGCGCUCAGCUCGGAAAUACAGUUCCUGAAGUCAAAGCUGGACAGCAGCCAGGGAAGAAAGCAGCAUUAGUUUUGGCACAGUGAUGAUACAGGAAGGUUACAUUAAUUCAUUGAUCAUCUCUUCUGUUAAAAAACAUACAUGCUGAUGAAUAGACGGGAGCGAAAGGCUUGAAAGAAGUCAGGAAGGAAACAAAGGGAGGGACGUGUGAGUGUGUGUGUGUGUGUUCUUUAAUAUUUACCUAAAAAGUUACAUGAAAAGAGCAAAUUUCGUUCUGGGAGUCUUGUUAACAAAAUGUUAGAGUUGACACUUGUAAACUGUUAGUGGAAAAGCUGAUACAAAAUAGACAUACAAUAUCACAAUUGAUAAAUCUUUUAAGUGAAAUAUAUUUUUUCUUUUACAUUUCAUUUUCAAGCUAUACACUGCAGGUCUGUUUUUACCUUCAAGUAGUUGUUUUAAUGAGAAAAUGUAAGCUUUUUAUUACUAAUUUAGUUGCUCAGGACAAACAACUAAGCUCAUACACAUGCCUUGUGAACAGAAUGACAUGUGCGUCAUCCCUUGCAAAUAAAGGAGGCAUUCAAAAAGUGAUUUAAUACUGCCCUCUAGUGUACAAAGAGUAACAUUGCUAUAAUGGGGGUUGAGUCAAAACAGAUGCUUAGAGACUGAAUUAGCAUUGAACAGCAUGUAAUUCAGUCACUGACAUUGGGAAUAAUGCAAUAAAAUAAAAGCACUUACUUACUUUCACUGCUGCAGUUAUUCUGUCCAGAGAAUAUAACACUAUUUGGCCAAAAGUAUGUGGACACCAAAGCACAUAUAUUUCAUUUAUUGUACAUGUUAUUCCAAAAACACAUGGGUAUUAAUAUGCUGAUGUAUAUGGUGUUCUGGGAACUUGGCCGCAGGGAUCCAUCCCAAUGCGGUCUGAUACAGUUGAGGUCAGGGCUCUGUGCCGGCCAGUCAAGUUCUUCCUCAUCAAACUGGAAAAAGCGGGGGGUUUUUAUGAACCCAGUCAUGUUUAAACAGGAAAAGGCCUGCCCCAGACUGUUGCCACAAACAUAGAAGCUCAAUCUUGUCGAAAAUAUAAUUGUCUGCUCCUUAGUUGAUGUGAAUUAAGUUGUAGCCUGUCCUCUUCCAGGUCUCCAUGGUGGAGAGGAGGUCUUGUGGCUCAGGUCAAGUUUGGCUAAGCGUUCUUGUGGAUCCAUUCUUCAUAGAUAUUACAAUCUGUUCUACUCUGUACACGUGUUUGUAUGUCUGUCCAUCCUGGGAGAGGGAUCCUUCUUCCGUUUUUCCACGUUAAAGGGUUUUUUGGGGUAUUUUCUUCCUUAUCCGAAUCGAGGGUCUAAGGAUAAGAGGGUGUGCUGUACAGAUUGUAAAGCCCCCUUAAGCAAAUUUGUAAUAUUGGGCUGUAUAAAUAAAAUUGACUGGACUUGACAAUACUCACACUUGUUUUGUUUAUAUGUGAGUCAGUUACCAAGAAAAGCCCACCUUACCACUGCUCAUCCCUCAGCCCACAGACGGUUAUUUCCGUAAUUGAUGAUUAGACAGUCUGUCGGCCUACACCAGAGGGUCAUUCUGCGGGUCAUUUUCUCCCUGAUUAGAGUGAUUCCUAAUAGAAUGAUGUGGAAUGUCAAUGGCUACCUAAUGAGAUCCUGCAAUCUCAUUUUGACUUUUUAACCUUGAUCUCAGUGAGCUACGUCUGGAUGUGUUAGCGAAAACCGAGAGCAGACAGAACAGGAGUCCAUUUGGCGGAGUAGUUAACCUCAUUUCAACUGCUGCUCUCGUCGAGACCUCGCCAUCAAGCACAUAAACAAUGAGUGACUAUUAACAAAAUGAAGUCAGAAGGAAAGCGGAGAAGAUGGCAACCAGAACACUUGAAGCUGAAUCCCUCCUUUUAUGGAAAUGCAAUGAUCCAGGCGUUUAUCUUCAGAGAAAUCCCCUUUAAUACAAAGUGUUCGUGAUUGAGUCAUAGACUGUAGUACAGUCGCUGCCUCGCUGAAACAAUACGGUUGUGUUUGCCGUGUUUAGGUUCACGUCAUUUCCCACCAAUGACUGGACCGUGGGGAAAUUCCCCGGGAUAGCGAAUGUAGGGUUACUUAGACGAGUAAUCCUCAAUUUACGUUUUAUUUUUCAGCUAAGGUGCAUCCAUGUAGCUUCUAACUAAAUAUAUAAAGUAAAAUCGGUCAUUACAGGAGAGAUCAAAAUCUUGGGUCCUGCUUUUUCAAAAGGAAACGAGUCAGUGUCCUAAAAUUGCCUUACCCUCAGACCCCAU